UCGCCGUACGGCGGGGCUGCUGCGCGGCAGUUGGUUUCCGGCGGGGACCGGCGAUGGCGUCCGGGUUUGAGAGCGAACGGAGCUUGGCGGCGCGCAAGGAGCAGCGGCAGCGGCAGCGGGAGGUUCUGCUGGCGCAGGCCAAAUUUAGUUAUGAAAAGGAGCAGAAGCGCAAUCUGCUAAAGCAUCUACGAGGUGAAGAUACGUGGAUGCUUGCUGAUGUGAAUGAACGUGUGGAACAACUGGAAAAGGAACAUUCUGUGCAGAAAAAAAAGAAAAAGGAUAAGCAUUCAAAAAAAGCUAAGAAAGAAAAGAAGAAGAGUAAGAAACAAAAAUCUGAAAAGAAGGAUGAUUUACUUGAUAGUUCUUCGGAUUCUUCAGUUGAAUGGGUUGAGUCAAAUGCAUCACAGUCAGAUAACACAGAAAAGGCUUGGAAGGUCAACAAGCAAUCAGACGCUGUGAAAGAACCCUCACUGCAGAGAGAAGAAUGGAUGAAUUUAGACUUCAUGUCAUUGAAAACCACACCAGUAGCGGCUGUCAGAGGUGAAAGGCACAAAGAAAAAAUAUUGGAACGACAGAAAGCUCAAGAACUUGAGCAGGCCAUGCUAUCUGAAAGAGAACUCAAUCCCUAUUGGAAAGAUGGUGGUACAGGUUUGCCACCAGAGAAGGAUGAAGCAGCUUCAGUUAAGAAAGUUACAGUGGUUGAAGAUGCUGGAUUAAGUUGGUUACGAAAAUCAUACCAAAGGAUGAAAGAGCAGGCUGAGAGAGAGAAACGAAAUUUUGAGGAAAUUGUGGCUGAGAGAUAUGGGUCAAUGGAGGUAUUUCAGUCACGAUUAGAAGAAGCUGAAAAAGUUGCAUCCAGAAAGGAAAAUUACCAUAGAGGUGGUGGAAGAUGGAAGAAAACUGACUAUUUAGAAAAUGAGAAAGAGAAGAAAGAACACCAUAUGAGGAAGGAGACACGAGAUGAAGAUAACAGGAACAUGUCUGGGGGCUAUACUAGGGAAAAGUAUGGCAAGGGAUGGGCACAAGAAGACAAAGGUUACAGAAGAGAUAUAUCAAGAGAAGACCAAGAAUAUGGACACAGUAGCACAGACUCAAUAUUGAGAGGCUGCAGCUCCAAAACAGAAAAAUACUCUGAUGAAAAACAAAGCCAGGAAAAGAGUUCAUCUCUAAGCAACAUGAAACACAAAUUUCUGAAACCCUCUGAAGAUGAUUUAUCCUCUUACAGUGCACCUAGAGACUACAAGUCACAGCAGUCCUCUUCCAAACUGCCGGUUCAUAGUUCUUUGGGCAGCCGUUUCCAAAAACCUAGUGAGGAUACUGCACUGUGGACCAAAACACACACAGGAGAUAAAAAUGAGAAAUUAACAUCUGAUCAAAAAUCAUCAGGUACUAGGGAACAAACUGAUGACAAUAGUUGGGAAAGAACUCGAAGUGAUGAAAAAGAGGAGUCGCGACAGGACUACCCAAGUGAUAUAUCUGCGAAGAAACAAAUGUUACCCGAUAGUAAAACAUCAUGUUUUAGAUACACAUCAAAGGAUGAGCUGCCUCAGGUUCUUAGUGAAGAGGAGAUGAACAGACUGGGAGCAAGGAUUGUGAAAGCAGAACUCAUGGGCGACAUGGAGUUAGCUUCAAAACUUCAAGCAGAACUUGAGAACGCUCGCAAACUGAGAGAGACUCAAGGGCAGAUUCCAGCAAAGUCUGGCAGAGAGGCUUCAAGCUGUCGAGAAGCUGAACAAGUGGUCCUUGUCAGAACAGAUCAAAGUGGAAGGGCAUGGCCUGUGACUGCAUCGGCUGAACCACAGGAGCCAAAAGGAGGACGACGAAAGCGACAGAUGGUCCCUACUCAUGUAGAUAAAGAACGAGUAAGGUAUUUUCAGGAUGAUGAUAGUAUGAACCUGAAGGAUUUGGUCAAAAAUGAGAAGAUGAGAACAGCAGAGGAUCAAAACUCACUGUUCAUGCGUAUGGCAUCAAAGCUCAUGGAAAAAACUGACAGAGAGUACUACACUCUGGAUGACAUGUUUGUUUCCAAAGCAGCCAAAAGAGCGCGCAGUGGGGAAGAGGAAGAAAUACAAAGAAGAAAAGCAAUACGUGAGCACCAGCAGCUUGCUGCACACAUGGAAAAGUGCCCAUACUGCUUUGAUAGCAGUGAACUUUCUAAACAUCUUAUUAUUGCAAUUGGCACCAAGGUUUACUUGUCUCUACCAAGGAACGAGUCCCUUACUGAAGGUCACUGCCUGAUAGCCCCUCUACAGCACCAUACUGCAGCCACUCUUUUGGAUGAAGACAUCUGGGAAGAAAUCCAGAUGUUUCGAAAUGCAUUGGUGAAAAUGUUUGAAGCUAAAGACUUGGACUGUGUGUUCCUAGAAACAAACAUGAGUACGAAGAAACGGUAUCACAUGGUAUAUGAAUGCAUUCCUCUUCCAAAAGAAGUAGGGGAUAUGGCUCCAAUCUACUUUAAGAAAGCUAUAAUGGAGUCUGAUGAAGAGUGGUCCAUGAACAAGAAGUUAAUUGAUCUUUCUUCAAAAGAUGUUCGGAAAUCUGUUCCUAAAGGAUUACCAUACUUUUCUGUGGACUUUGGCCUUCAAGGAGGAUUUGCUCAUGUCAUUGAAGAUCAGCACAAGUUCCCUCAUUACUUUGGAAAGGAAAUUAUUGGUGGCAUGCUGGACCUGGAACCACAGCUCUGGAGAAGAGGAAUCAGACAGAACUUUGAGGGUCAGAGGAAGAAGGUGUUGCAGUUUGCACAGUGGUGGAAACCAUAUGACUUUACAAAAAAGAAAGAAUGAGUACAUCCCUGCAGUCAAGGACUAUAUAAGCCAUAAAUUAUAUUAAAGGGUAUUUCAUAUGUUAAGAAUAACACCAGUGUGUUAUGUAUUGCUAAUCUAUUUUAAAACCAAGGAUAUUGUUUAUUUGCUGGUUACCUGUUUCUGGCUUGGACACUGUGGAUCACCUGAACCUGCGAGCCUGACAAACCAGAAGUGUACAGUGGUUUUAGUUUUUCAUGUUUUAGAUGAGCCAAAAGGACAAUAUCCAUGUGGCCAUUGGAGUUCUUCAAAAUGUACCUUCUGCUUUUGGAAGUUUUUAUGAUCUUUGAGGCAACUGAUAUUUUUAUUACUGUAUUUAGCAUAGAGCCAGUGCUUAAUUGCCGUGGUGACUUUUUGUAGAAAAUGGUGUACGUUUUAAGAACAUUUGAUUAACACAAAUACAUUGUUGCAGAAGGUAACUGUAUGGAAAAUAAUUUUCUGAUUUUGAGUCCUUGUGUUCUUUAAGUUGAGUCAUUGCAGUAACACAAACAUUCACAUAGGUUGUGAUUGAUAAACCUGCUGUUUCCUCCCUGCACAAGAAUGAAUGCAAUUUUUUGUGCGUUUUGUACCUACUUCUUUCAAUAUGAAGUAGUCUUCCAGCUGACCUGUUGCACAAAGGAUGGUGAGACAAACCAUAGCUGAUGCCAAGUGACAGCUUUAAUGGUAACAGUUGCUUUUGAUGACAACAGGAAAAAAAAAAGAGAGAGAGAGAGGAGGGUGGAAGAACAUUAAGGGAAAACACUUUGUGGUGGCCAGCAAAGAAGAAAAUCAUCGGAGAUCUCCCCAGGUGAUCUCCCCUGGGCAUCACCUCUAGUGUGGCAGGCGGUCCACCAUAAUACUUUUCCCAUAAUAACUGUAUAUAGUUUUCACUGGGACCUGCUCAAACUCCCUGCUGGUUGUUCCUGCUUGGUAUGCUGUUAGUGUUGGUUGGCACACGCUGAUCAGAGGUAAGAGUUGCAUCUUGAUAUUUGAGCUUUGUGUGUGGAUGUCACUGGGAAAUGCCUGUGGGCUUACUGUCUUCAGUGUUACUCACUAGGCUUUUGUUUUUUCUUUUGUGUAAAAUUUACAAAAUGGGGGUAGGAAAGCGUGAAGAGGGGGGAAAAAGGAUGAUUCUUGCAUUACUGUCAAUCACUUUCCAUGGGAAACCUGACAUAGCAGGCUCGGGCUUCGUGGGUGCAGAGCUGGGAGAUCAGGACAAGGAGAGAAGGACACUGAUGAAAACAUUGCCAUAUAAUCCUCCCGGUGCGUAAGGCAAAGGGUGCAGACUGGCAAAAAAAAAAGACUGCAGUGCUACAGAGAAAGGCUCCAAAUAGCAAGUGGAAGGCCCUUAGCACAGGAGAGGUUAAGGCAUUGUGUAGGUCUCUCAACAAGCUUCCUGUUCUUUGUGGAACCAUUGCCCUGUACAGCUCCGCUAACUGUUGUGAACCGCUCAGAUUAAAAAAUGGAUCACUAAAUAUUACAGGGUUGAAUAAGUGUUCUAUAAGGUGGUCUUCUGCAACUUUUCUGAAGAGCUAGUACUUUUUUUUUCUCCCCCUACCCCAUUUUGUCAAAUAAGUCUGGUAGAGAUAGAAAUCUACCGUGCUGUGAAUUGUUUUCUGUAGGAUCUUUGUAAAUGUGUCACUGCAAGAGAAAUAACUUAAAAAUAAGAUGUCGUGGUAAUUUUAGUGAUUUUAUGUUUUUCACCAGCAAGCCAUGGAUAAAAGGGCCAGUUCUACUGUUCUCCAAUAAGUUUUGAUCUUCCUUAGGCAGCUGGGGAGAUUACAGAGCAAAUAGGACAUGAAAUAGUAGCUGCUAGUAGUUGCUUAGAAUGUGAUGAUGCUGAAGCAAAUUUAGGUAAGUGCAGUGUUUGAUAGUGUAAAGCGUGACUAAAAUUGUUUUCUUGGAAAGUGUAUGUUGCCUCCAGUCUCAGCUUUCCCCCUGGAUGAUAGCUGGGAAGUGGCAGAGGUGACUGUCUUUAAAGUCCACAGAAAAGUCUUUAUCCAAUGCUGUGCUAGAAGUGCAAUUUUUCUAAAUAGUAUCACUUCUCUCAAAAUUCGUGUUUCUCAAGGGAAGCACUGUGUUUCACAAAACCUAUCUAACUUUUACAUAGAAAAGGCCUCUGACUCAUGAUCUGUACAUACUGUAUUAUUCUGGUUUCAGCAAAACCUGUGAUAUUCUUUGGACCAGAAAGGACUCUGAAAUGCAAAGUAAGAGUAACAAUCUCAAGCUGGUGAUAAAGGAAAAUGUGUCUGUGUCUUACUCUAUUAGAAGUUUUCAGAAUGGGAGAUUCUGCUUACCACAUACACUGAGAAUAGUAUCUUACUCUAGCUGGCCACAGACCAGACACGUAUAUCUUCAGGUUAAGCUGUUCCUCUUCAUAAAUACUUCUAAAUAUUCAUGAGGUCACAAGAUUGAACACAGCUUGUUAGGGCACUUACACUGAAGGGAUGGUAUGCUUAGACUUCAGUCCUUACUCUUAUAAAUAUUAAAAUACUUUAAAUAGACCUUCAUCCAGAAGACUGCCCAAUACCUAAAUUCUUUGGCAGUAAGAGGUGGAAAAUGUAAAUUCAGGUGCCUUUAGGAAGAAUAGGGAUCAAAAGCUGCAUUUCUUACAUUGCUGUAAAUGUGUUCCUACGUACUCUUUCGUAUACCCAGGAAGGAAAAGGGACUUCUCUCCAAGUGAAUCCAAGUGUGUGAUUUAACAGGUGUUAGAAUAUAUCCAUGUCCUGCCCAAGAUUCUUACAUGUAAUAUGUGUUGCUACUCUUCUGCUCGCUGCCUGGCAUAAAAUGCAGUGUUUCCCUGCUAUCAAGUCAGCUUUUCCCAGCUUGGAGUACUCCCCUCCGUUGUGUUUCCUUGCUAUGCUGAAGAAAUUGUGUCCUCUUGCCUGCAUUCCAGGUCUUUCAGCAGUUCCAGGGAACGUGUGCUGCACCAGCUGCUCGAUCAGGCCCUGGGUGAGGGCUGAGCAGGAGCUCGCGCUGCAGAGCUUUCUAUUCAAUUAUGUUUGUCACUAGGUUCUCUGGAGAGAACCAGGAUGGAUGCUGUAGGCAAACAGAUCAUCUGCCUGGGGCCUUGGUACCUUGAAGAUUCCCAGACUGGGUCUGUCUUGGGGCAAAUGAGCUAAACAGGCUCCUGUAAGAUGUCUCACUUUAUUCUUUGCUUUUUCUCAGCCUGUACUACUCAACCUGAUAUUCCCCAGGCCCAUGCGGUUGCUGUAGAAAAACUGCCUGAAGCACGAGGUGGUUGUCUUCCCGUUAAGGGCCUGCAUUUUGAGGUUGUUCCUUUUGCUCAAUUUGAAGGAAAACACCAUGAAUUUUUACUAUACCAUUAGCUACAAAAUGUGCAAAAGCUGCCGUGGUAUCGUUAUGCUUACCAUCAGCAGUGGAUCACUGAUGUCAAGGUGAUUGCCUGAAGUCAUCUGUUGAUGUAAACUGAGGUAAUGUAAAAUGAGGCUGAUGUAAGCUGAGAUGACCUCAGCUAAAAUGGAAAGCAAGGCUUUCUGUUAAUUGCUGGUGUUGCUUCCAGAUAUGUAGUUUUCAUCUAUGUGCAUGUUCCACUUGCUUUUCCCUUCUUUUGUGUUUUCCUUUGGAGUAAGACUGCGGGAUGUUGCAUUUAGUGCAGUUUGGGUGUGAUUUUGCUUUGUACUUGUUAAAAUACCUGGAAGAGAACAGUUUGGUUUUUUGUUGCUUUUCUAGAAAAUCAGUAUAGCAACACUCAAUCUUAGCUCUAUUUGGGCUGAUUUUUUUCUCAGUAGGUUCAUGAAUCCAAACAGUAAGUUAUUCCCAAAGUCAUAAAUGAAAUGUGAUUUAGUGGGAUUUUACAUACUGAGUUCAACCAACUUGUUUUAAAUUUCAUAUGAGUUCUGAUUAGAAAAUAACAUGUUAAAAUUAAUAGUAACUGUGAUGGCAAGAGAUCACAAAUCUCCUGCAGUCUAUGAAAGAUGAAACAUUUUGAUGGGUCCCUUAAGGGUUCUGUCUGCGGUCAAAAUUUCUUCAGUAUUUCCUGUCUUCUGCAUCUGUAUUUUUAUCAUUAAAGCAUGUUUUCUCUUUCUAAUUCCAGCUGGGCUGCUAGGUGAAAAGAUGUGGCGACACAGGCUGCUAUGCUCUUGCUUUAAGUGUAGCUGUUUUGGAAAUAAGAUCCUUAAUACCUAGUUGGAAGUGCCAUUUUUAGCCCUCACAAAUCAAGACAAUCUAAUUCAGUAUGAAGGAACUGACUUUAGAAAUCCAGGCUUGCUAACAUUAUAAUUCUCAUGCGCAUAUUGAUGUAGCUGUGUGGUAACAUUACUUUUCUAGAUGCUGCAUUUGUGUCGUUAAAAGUGAAAAGGAAGGGUAAUAGGCUGCCUUCAGGAAAGUCAUGCUGCUACACCCUUUACAGGGAAGCUGGUGUAACUUUUACCUCCCAAGUUAAGAACCAUUGGAAGUUGGUUAUAAAAGAAUAUUUAAGCUAUCCUUGGGUCCUAGAUUUCAAAGCUAAUAAUACAAUUCCAGGAUUGUUCUAGGGAAAUCUUUGGAAGAGAAUUGUCCGUCAUUGCAGAAGUUGAUGAUUUUGGAGUUCUAAACACUGUAUCAACUUGGUGAUCUAUCUCACACAACUGACCUGCUACCUCUGUUUAUUCUGAUACUUAUCAUAAAAGUGUCUGUGAAGUACUAGAACAAUAUUUUAAAAGGACAGCAUCAUUGCAGGACAUCUUUAACUAAAACAAGCAUUGCUACCCUCCCAGGUGUGGCCUAAGCACUGUACACAGAGAGCCCAGAGGCACAUCAUACAACAUAAAAUGAGUUUUGGUUAUGUUAGAGGAAGCAUAGUCUGAGCUCUUGACACGUGGGUAGGUGCAAAAAGUUCAUUCCCCAGUGCACAAGCUGCAUGUGCCUUUGUACGUGUGGUCUGAGGGCAGCUGCUGGCCUGACAUGGCUCUGAUGAACUUGCUUUAACUUCUUUCUUGGAACUGAAAAAUCCAUCAAUUAAUUCUUUCUAAAUUUUUAGCUUUUGUAAAGCAAGUACCCUAGAGCAUACAUGCAGUAAAAAUGAAUUUAGCGGAAAACACAAGCAUAAUUAACCUUUUAGAGUAAAGUUGAAGGCAUUCUUCAUGGACCAGUGUCCUUCUGGGAAGUAUUUUUCUUCAAUAUUUUCUGGUUUGAUUUCUGGUCAUUGAUGUACAACUACUGGCCGCACGUCGAUUUGGAAUGAUAGGUAUGUACACUUUGGUCUUGAGACAAGGUGAGAUGACUUUGUAAGUCUCUUACCUCUUUCCGCUGAUAUUUUAUGUGAAAAUGGCUUGGAGCAGCACUUUUAAGACAAGAUAUGAACAGCUAACAGAGCUGACAUUUAUUUAACGUGGUGUAAAUACACAGUUAUCACUGUACGGCUUCUCCAUUGCUGUUGUCACAGGUUUGCAAGGCUUCAUUUGGGGAUGCCAAGUGUUCUCUCAUGUCUCUAGCUGCUUUUUAAAGCCAUCUCCAGGUGUGUGCUUUGUAGUUGUUGGAAAGCAUUACAGCUCUUCCAGCUCUUCCAACAUUCUCCCUUUUAGUGCAGAACAGCUCUUUGAAUGUUUGAUCCUGGUUCAGUAGGUCCAAGAACUUGCCUGUGAGGUGGAAGAAGACAACUGACAGUAACAGUGUCUUCAUAGAUGAUGGCAUCUUCAACUGGAACCAAGUAUGUAGGCUCUUAGUUUAGAGUUAACAUGGGCAAAUUCAGUCAGAGAUGACGACCUUGUGCUUUUUCAGUCCUUUUCUUUCCUGGCUGCUAUUGCAGGACUUAGGUUUUCAUUGUUUUAAUCCAGGCUGCUCUUUCAUUGGGUAGAUUGUCUUAGUGAUAUCUGCUAAGACAGAAAAUAUUUGCUAGGACCGGCAGGUUUAGCCAGUGAGCCAAUAAGAGUGAUCAGUCUGUACUAAAAUAUUGGGUCUUUGCCUGAAUCACCAUCUCUCAUGGUUGACACUGAGCAUUUGCUACUAUUACCUAGUAAAAAAGGUACAAACCCUGGCAUGCCCACUGUUUUUAGAGUGGUAUCAGCAUUCCGGUUCUCCAUGUGACUGUGUGUAUUAGGAUGUGUGUUGAUUACAUUUAGGGAACAGCUGCUGAGACUUAAUAUGAUUUCACUAGUCUUACACUGGGCUUUACAUCAUUAAAAAUGUCAGAGUAUGUCCCUUAUCAAGCGGAGGAGGUAGUUUGAAUUUAAUUUAAAAAAAAAUUAAUAAUAAUUAAAAAAAAAAAAAACAAUAAAAAACCAGAAAGGAAUUACAACUUUACUUGUUUAUGUACUUAUUCUGCUAACACUGGAUUUAGUAUUAAGUAAACCUUAAGCCUUUCAUAAGUGGUUUUUGGCAUCCAUAGAAUUGGAGGAGGAGGAGAGGAAAUAAUUUUUAUUUAGUUGUUCCCAAGACAAGAUCAGGUAUAUUAGUGGUAUUACGAGAUCAGUUUUCUAUGAAGACCUCUGAGGAGGGAAAAUCCACAGCCUUCCUGAACAACCUUUUCCAGUAUUCACUCUUUUCAGCAUGAAAUGUUUUUCUUCUUACUCUUUAAUCUGAAUUGUCCACAAUUCAGGUCCAGUAUUUAUUGUCUUGUCUGUUAUGGAACUGUGAAAUGUUACUUCAUUCUUCGGAGGUUCCUUUUACAUGUUUGAAUACUGCAAUUAAGUUGUCUUUCUGCAUUGUAGUCUUCAGAUUAAACUGUGCAUAUUGUUUCAGUGUU
Falco peregrinus (peregrine falcon) is the source of this 9465-nucleotide messenger RNA. RefSeq names its product CWF19 like cell cycle control factor 2 (gene CWF19L2). The transcript is spliced from 18 exons. Gene Ontology annotation, cellular component: post-mRNA release spliceosomal complex. NCBI's taxonomy places the organism in Eukaryota, Metazoa, Chordata, Aves, Falconiformes, Falconidae. Gene Ontology annotation, biological process: mRNA splicing, via spliceosome. The record is from RefSeq and is a predicted model, not a curated record. The coding region runs from base 54 to 2783 and encodes 909 amino acids.